GCCAUUUAGUCCAUGAUCAUUGGUUUCUUUCCCUAAGGGGUAUUUGGGAUUUUGGUUGACCUUAACAUUCUCUGUUUCUUAUAUUUUUUUUAGCAGUAUGGAGGUGAAAAGCACAAACCAGAUAGUAGCAGCCAUGGAUUCCGAUUAUGACAGAAAAGCUGAAAUCAAAGCAUUUGAUGAGACAAAAACUGGGGUCAGAGGUCUUGUAGAUUCUGGGAUAAAAAAAGUUCCUCGUAUGUUCCAUUCUGGUAUUGACAUAACUGAAAACAUAGCCACUGACUCAAAAUUGAGUGUUCCUCUCAUAGACCUGCAAAACAUACACACCAACCCUGCUCUGCGAAAAGAAGCUGUCACAAAAAUUCGCAGUGCAUGCCAGGAGUGGGGUUUUUUUCAAGUGAUCAAUCAUGGAAUUCCAAUUCCAGUUAUGGAUGAGAUGAUUGAUGGAAUCAAAAGGUUUCAUGAACAAGAUCCUGAAGUAAGGAAACAGUUUUACUCUCGAGAUUUGAAGCACAAAUUUCUGUAUUAUUCCAACACCAGCCUCUACAAGGACAAAUUUGCUAACUGGAGAGAUACAGUUGGAUGUUCUAUGGCUCCCAAUCCUCCCACACCAGAGGAAUUGCCUGAAGUGUUUAGAGAGAUAAUUACUGAAUAUUCGAAGGAAGCAAUGACACUGGGUUGUACAAUUUUUGAGUUGUUGUCAGAGGCUCUUGGCCUUAAUCCAUCUUAUCUCAAAGACUUGAAUUGUGCAGAAGGACUUUUCAUUCAGGGCCAUUACUAUCCACCUUGUCCUGAACCUGAAUUAACUUUGGGCACCACCACCCACACUGAUACGGCCUUCAUCACAAUACUUCUACAAGACCAACUGGGUGGUCUUCAGAUUCUUCAUGACAAUCAAUGGUUAAAUGUUCUUCCUGUGGAUCGAGGUCUUGUUGUAAACGUAGGAGAUGUUAUGCAACUUAUAACAAAUGACAAGUUUUCGAGUGUUUAUCACCGGGUCUUGGCAAACCGUGGAGGGCCAAGAGUUUCAGUAGCUGCCUUCUUUUCAAAUAAUUCACAUGAUCUAGAAAAAGGUAUAACAAAGGUUUAUGGUCCAAUUAAAGAGUUAUUAUCGAAGGAAAACCCACCAAUCUAUAGGAACACUUCCAUAGGAGAGAUCAUGGCUCACCAUUUUGCUAAGGGGCUUGAUGGGAACCAUGCUUUGAACCCUUUCAGGUUGUGAAAGGAACAGAUUUCGACCAAGAAAAUGACUUGAUGAUUGAAGUACUCCAGAUUCUCAUGGAGAUGGCUGUGUCGUGUUAUUUGUAGUUCCUUGCAGUGUCUUAAUUAUCCAUUACAUGUUACCUUUGUAAAAGUUCUUCAUUAUAAUAAGAUCAAUUAUUUUAGCAGUUCA
This is a messenger RNA of Vigna angularis (adzuki bean), 1390 nucleotides long. RefSeq names its product 1-aminocyclopropane-1-carboxylate oxidase homolog 1. The coding region runs from base 98 to 1219 and encodes 373 amino acids. The transcript is spliced from 3 exons. Lineage: Eukaryota; Viridiplantae; Streptophyta; Magnoliopsida; Fabales; Fabaceae. The record is from RefSeq and is a predicted model, not a curated record.